UCUGCAAUAUUUUCUUUCCUUCUUUCCGUCAUGACGACUCCACACCCUUGCAGCAGUCGGCCUCUUCGUCAAAUUUUAUUUGUGCCGUUUUGGUUCUGUACUGGUACCCGGCAGUCAUUGUUCCCUUGAUCUGUAGCAGUCAUAUUGUCUUUCGUUAUCUUUCGUUAUCUCCUUUCUAUUUGCCUUCAACUCCUCGCCUGCGCAUAUAGGAAGGCAUGACCAUCGAAUUCACUCCUUUGCCGCUGCCCGACUCUGCAGAAGCGUCCAAUUUCCUCUCGUUUGGGCGUCAAGUGACGGGCUUUGACCCGACCAACUUUACCGCUGAGGAAUUCGCGACGAUUGAGGAUGCCCUUUACAAGCACGACCUCUUGCUUUUUCGCAAUGUUGAUCUUUCACCAGAGAAGCAGUACAUGCUCAACAGGGCUUUUGAAUCAGACGACCCAGCGUGCGACGACUUUGGGCACGGUAACAACGAGAUAGACAAGAACAAGAAUUCAAUCUUACAUCCUGACCUCAAGACCAUCCCUCGUGUACCACAAAUACAGCUUCUCGGUAACGGGACCAUAUACAACCACGAAGGCAUCACCCACGCUACGCUCAAGCAUCCUUCCCACACAACGUUUCACAAGACUCGUGUAUCUCCGGUAGACGAAGCUAAAGGAACGACCCGUUUCUUCAGAUGGCACAUCGAUGCCGCCCUCUACGACCGACGCACCCCCAAGGUCACCACUCUAUACGCUAUCAACGUGCCAAAAGGCCCUAAGCAGACGUGUCGGUAUGACGACGGAACGGGUGACGAGCUACCUGUGCCUCUGGGUACCACCGCCUUUGUGUCCGGCAAAACUAUGUUCGACAUCCUCCCUUCCGAGCUCAAGAGUCUCGCCGUGCGCUCCAAAGCCAAGUACGCGCCUCUUCCGUACGUGUGGAUGGCCCCGGCGCAUGCAGUGUCGACAGGUUUGGGAUUGGAAUCAGAAGAUCUGGAGAUCCCAUACGAUCAGCUCCCGCCGUGGGAGGAGGCUAAGCGGAUGGUACUUCCCGUUCUAUGGAAGAACCCAGUUACGGGCGAGCUCCAUCUGCAGGUUCAUCCAUGCGGUGUGGUGGAGCUGUUGGUUGACCCGAUACCGGAAGGUGGCGGGAAGGAAGGCGUGUUAUACCCGGAUGGGGUCCAUCUCACGGAUUUGAAGGCGAUCAGGGAGUUGCUGUACGAGAUGCAGCGACCGGGCAUUGCCCCAAAGCUCGUUUAUCCGCACGACUGGAAUGAAAGAGAUGUCGUUCUCUUUCAUAAUCGAGGGGUCUUGCAUAGUGUCGUGGGCGCGUUCAACAAGGAUCAGAUCCGCACACUCCAUCAAUGUAAUCUUGUCGCGUCUGAUAAUCCUUCGGGACCAACUACCGAGGAUGUGAAGAAGUGGUCAUGAAAGAGAUCGGGCUGGUUUGCUUGUCGACACUGAACACCUUGUCUUUACUUUCAGCAGCAAUGGGACCGUUUCAUGCACUUGGAUGACUUGCCAAGGUUUCGAUUGCUCUGGGCAUCAAUCUCAAUGGUACCGGUGCAACUGAAGCGCAGCCCGUCAAAUUGUCAAUGGUAUUGAGCGUCUACCGAUCACCUGCAACCUCAGAAGAUUCUCCACCUCAUAGAUACGCUGUGCUCCUCUUCGGGUUUCUCGACUGUCGCACAACUUGUUAAUACAUUGACUGCGAUAAUCAACUUUGACAGUACCUUGACUGAGAGCGCUGGAUUCGGGCUCCCCACCGCU
This is a messenger RNA of Guyanagaster necrorhizus, 1754 nucleotides long. RefSeq names its product Clavaminate synthase-like protein. Bases 216 to 1415 code for a protein of 399 amino acids. Lineage: Eukaryota; Fungi; Basidiomycota; Agaricomycetes; Agaricales; Physalacriaceae. The record is from RefSeq and is a predicted model, not a curated record. The transcript is spliced from 5 exons. Gene Ontology annotation, molecular function: oxidoreductase activity.